AUGAUUCUGGCAAUGGUUUGGAUCGAGUUCAUCACCUACGCUCUCCCUUCAAGGCUUCAUUCGACAGCUUUGAGGAUCGACCCACAAACCGAACUUGUCCUGUUUGGCACAAGACAUGGGAACCGAAAUCCAGAAGUUUUCCUCGACGAGAAUCCACGAACGUGGGGCUUUGAAGGCGACGCUGAACUGACAUCGAUUGGAAAACGGCAAGCUCUUGGAUUGGGCAAGGAACUGCGGAAAUUUGUGGGCCCCUUCGUCUCAGAGAGCUACAACCGCACGGAGGCGAAGUAUUACUCCAGCUCAGCAAAUCGUUGUCAAAUGACCCUUCAGGUGGUACUUGCCGGACUUUACAGGCCAGUUGGUUGGGCGGACUGGGAUCCGUCUCGGCAGCUGUUGUGGAGUCCUGUUCCUUACACCAUCGACGAUCCUAUGCUGAGAAUGUAUGCAGUGAAAGAGUGCACAAACAGCGAUAAAGGUACUUAA
Messenger RNA from Cooperia oncophora, 483 nucleotides. The record is from the annotation of a GenBank genome assembly. Lineage: Eukaryota; Metazoa; Nematoda; Chromadorea; Rhabditida; Trichostrongylidae.